This is a messenger RNA of Seriola dumerili (greater amberjack), 1000 nucleotides long. It is a transcript of the gene c1galt1a, whose product is annotated as glycoprotein-N-acetylgalactosamine 3-beta-galactosyltransferase 1-like. Gene Ontology annotation, molecular function: N-acetylgalactosaminide beta-1,3-galactosyltransferase activity. The annotation marks the transcript as partial. NCBI's taxonomy places the organism in Eukaryota, Metazoa, Chordata, Actinopteri, Carangiformes, Carangidae. Gene Ontology annotation, cellular component: membrane. The transcript is spliced from 4 exons. The record is from RefSeq and is a predicted model, not a curated record.
GAGGGAGGGAGUAGUGAUCCUGUGAAGUCUGCCUUUGUUCCUAAACAACCUCCGGCUUUGGGCUCAGCUGGUAAAUCGGGAGGAUGAGGCGCAUCCCGUCUAAUUUAAUCUUCACCACUGGACUGUUGAUGGGAUUUUUCUGCCUUCGGUUUGUAUUUGACUCGAACUUUUCACCACAACAGCGCGAUGUCAGACCCGCUCCACAGCCGGUCCACAAAGAUGAGAAAAACAGCUCAGCAGCUAAUGUUUCCCAAACAACACGGGUCUUAUGUUGGAUCAUGACGGGACCCAAGAACCUGGAAUCCAGAACCAAGCACAUCAGAGAAACGUGGGCCAAGCGCUGCAACAAAGUGCUGUACAUGAGCUCCGUCAAAACUGACUUCCCCACUGUGGAGCUGAACGUGAGCGAGGGGAGGGACAACCUGUACUGGAAGACCAUUCGUGCUUUCCAGUACAUACACCAACACCACCUGGACGAAGCAGACUGGUUCCUGAAAGCAGAUGAUGACACAUUUGUGGUCGUGGAGAAUCUCCGCUACACCUUGUCCAAAUAUAACUCAGAGAAGCCUUUGUACCUGGGCAGAAGAUUUACCCCUUUCAUCAGUCAAGGCUACAUGAGUGGAGGAGCAGGUUACGUCCUCAGUAAGGAAGCACUGAGGAGAUUUGUGAAAGGCUUUGACACCGGGGAAUGUACACACUUCUCCACCAUAGAAGACAUGGCGCUGGGGAAAUGUAUGGAGACUAUGAAGGUGGCGCCAGCAGACUCCAGAGACAUGAAGGGGAGACAAACGUUUCAUCCUUAUCCACCAGACCAUUACCUGGUCAGACAGCCCCCAAGACCACGGCCUUGGUAUCUGCAGUAUGAGCACUACACUCCAGUAGAGCCUUGCAAGUUUGGCAUAGAGGCACAUAGCAGUCCUCCACCUGAGCAGAAUAAGAGCCACUGUCACAAGCUGCAGUACAAGAUGGUGGAGUUACAGUCUGCCUGUAAGACAUGCCC